UGAGAAACGAUACCAAAUCCUAACAUCGGCCCUCCAAUACAUUUUCCCCAAGAAAGCGUUCACGGUCAGUACUGUAUGCAAACUUUGAAGUCGUCUAAGUUUGAAAAAGAACCAUGGGGCUAGAUAUAGUUUUCUGUCGAUUCUGAAAACGAUACAGCAUCAUGAAGGACCAUUUUCAAUGACUGUAUGGACACUGGCUUUUUUUCAAAUGAAUGCGAAGUUGGUGACUCCUUUAUUCAAAGAAAUGUUUCCCGUAAGCAACUUGUUGGAUUACAGCAUCAGAGAUUUUUUUUUUAUCUUUGAGGUGGGACAUGAGCUAAACUUUACUGGUUUUGUAAUCGCGGCAACAAAGCAGAACUGGUUAACACGACUGUGAUCGGUCGAGUUAUUCAAUCGAAAUUGAAACCAUUGUUCUUACUUUCACGGGACUCGGAACUGGGCAAAUGCCAAGUCACCUCACAUGUUUCGCCACAUUAUGCUAAGAUCAAAUCGAAGGCUAGCACUGGUAGCUGUUCUGAUGGUUUCGAUGGUGUAUGGUAUCGGCUACGGCUUGAUUCCAAUUUUUGAUAACUGUCGGGUAACAAGGGAACUAUUACCAGUACGCAAUGACCUUAAGCAUGCCUGCCUACGAAAUGCAUUUUCAGACAUUGUGCUUGUGAUUGUGUACAACUAUCCUUUCUACUCCAGUAUCCCUUUACUCUCUGCCCUUUACAAGAAUGCAUUUCCUACGAUCAUGUUUUGCGGACCGAAGAAGUCAAGGAAACACAAUGUCGAGGCUUUAGAAAUUCACCGAGGAUAUUUCUCCUAUAGGUGCAUGUCACGUGCGAUAGAAAAACAUCCGGGACGUACAGGAUAUUUACUCAUCAGCGACGACGUACUCUUGAACUAUUGGAAUCUAGUUGAUAUGGACCGAGACAAAAUCUGGGAAGGAGCUAAAAUACCAGUAAAAAGGAACAACACUAUUCCUGAAAAUUGGUUUUGGUGGAAUUCCGAGUGGGGAAAGAAAGCUUGUCAAGAGGCCUAUAAUGAAAUCUGGGCUUUGCGAGAAUUGUUUUAUUUUGAACGUUUGCCUGAGAUGAGUUAUGGAAAAGUUCGCUCCUCUAAGUCAACAUGGAACAUAGAAGAGUCGAUCAAUAUUUUGAAAGAUAACGGGAAUGGGACUUUUCCCUGUUUUCGAGGUCGCUCAGACAUAUUUUACAUUCCCGGUAAAUUCGCGGAUGCGUUUAAAACACUAUCUUAUAUUUUCUACAAGCAUCGUUCAUUCUUAGAAAUUGCAGUCCCUACAAUGUGCCGGAUGCUUGACAGGGCAGAGAAAUUUGAGUACAUUCCUGGGAUCUACAUGCCCGGGUACUCUAAGGACAAACAGUCUGAGCGCUUCUGGAGAUUAUAUGACAAAACCUUGGCGUUUAUCCACUCCUUCAAACUUCAUUAUAAACACGAUGGAGCCCUGAAUAAGGCAUUGCUAAGACGCUGGAUCAUAGACUACAGUGAUAGUUUGAGUAAAUGCUGAGAGAAACGAAUCAAAAUAGCUCUUUCAAGACUAAAAUGCAAUUACGUAUGUUCCUGCUAGAGGAAUUUGGCUCUUUGUGAAACCUGCCAUCAUCUUGGAAACCGUGAAGCAUUGAGCAGCUAAGGAAUUAAGCUAAAGAAAACGUUUUGUUUACAUCAAAAUCCAGAGAGCAAUAUAACUCUCCACUCGAUGAGAAUUUUCAAAAUUCGCGUCCGAGUGAUUUAUCUUCCAUACAAAAUAGUUAUCUGAUCAAUUACUAUCAAAAGUUCAAAGGGAAACUGCAUGGAACAAUAUCACUUGAACUUAAUGAACAACAAUAUUUCUUAGCCAAGACAUGAAUUUGGACUGAAAGCCACAGAGUCGCGCCUAGCUAGAAAGUUCAUUAAGCACAUUCCUAUUUUCUUUCAUCAAGUUUUAAUCAUGUUUUUGAUUUAGCCUCAGUCUUGUACCAUACCAUGAUUGAAUUUUUAUAAAAGAGUACUGACUAAAGACAAAGAGAAUACGUUUUCCCUCUCAGUUCUUAUCAUCCCUAUUUACUCAAGUGUAACUAGGUCCGUCCACAGCAAUUAAGUGGAAAAACCGGUUGGAAAACUGCUCUUUUCUUUUAUACCAUAAUCAUUAUCAAUAUAUCAUCUUUCAUCAUGUUAAGUAUUCUUUUUGUUGCUCCCAUUACUGUAUUAUUAUCAUCAUUGCCAUCAUUAUUUUGUAACCGUAAUAUUUUCCAACAACAUGGGUAACAAAAGUAGAUACGUAAUAUUUUUUCGAGCGAUAGGAGCGUGCAAAAAUGCGAGCAAUGAGCAAAAUGUCCGCUCGUAUUAUAUGUUAAACCAUUGAAUAAGGCAUUUAUUAUUUCAAGACUAUUUCAUCUCACUGAAUCUUUCAGUGCAACCAUUUUGUUGCUUCGCUUUCCGACCGACGCAUUUUGCGUGUUCUUAUGACCUUAUUUGGUAAAAUGACCUAGUAGGGGAAUAAUCAAAGGGUGAAAGCGGAUGCAAAAAUAAACAAAUUUUUUAACCAUAGAACUCUUUAUCAUCUCGCAUUAACUCCUAAGUAGCAAAAUACGCACUGCAUGGAAAUUUAACCCGAUUUUCCAUGCUACAAUUCAAAUAAACGUCGACGUCCUUUCGAAAUGUAGGAGCUUUUCAACUCAUGGUUCAGGGUUCUCUCGGUGCAAAAGGGAAAACUAAGUUUUCGUUGGCAAAAGGUAAGAACUUAUCAUUGACAAACAUUAUGUUUUCGUUCAAACUCCUCCCCAGAUUUGAUACUUAAGUGAAGUUGAUGAUGAAAAACUAGCAGAAAAUUUUUCUUUUAGCAGGGAGGGCUAAAAUGAAAGUGGUUUAUUUUGGUCGCGGACGAAACUGUGUUUUUUCAAUUGCUGCAAUUAUUAUUUUUUUUACUGUAAAAAUAACGCUGCGCGAGAUUUUGACCAUUUAGAUUGCAUCGUUCCGAAAGAGGAAAUUUUAUGCGGUUCUGUAGUAACUGACAAUAUACAUUUGACAUUCAUCCAGCAUAAUCUCGAUUGAGGCCAAGUGCACAUUUAAAUUAGGGUAAACUAGCCUUUUCUUCUUUACUCGUUUUCAAACAAAUGCGUUUUGUGUCUCGAAGUUAGCCUAUUGAUCAUUAAUUACUGUCCUUUGAAUGGUUGUUCUUGGUAUGAUUGUUCGGCUGUUUCUAUAAUUCCUUCUGUUAUUUGUUUGCUAAGUGAACGCUAUUAGUUCUCUGUUGCUCAUGGCGCCUAUUAAGAAGGCGAUCAUUUCUCACUGUCUUAAAAAUUUGAAUCAAAAGCGUCGCUUAUAAUGUAACUUGAUGUCGUUAAUGAAAAAGCUGUAGCAGCAGACGCCUUUUUCACAGAGAAUCGUUUAUCGAUUUUGAAACAUUUCCUGUUUUGCGUAAGCAAAUUGAAAUCUCUUGACUUCGAGGAAACACUUCUCUGCUACUUGAGUCUGUUUCAAUAGUGUAAUUUGUAUUAUUUGUAAAUUAAUAAAAACACGUGCUAGAUAAUUUAUAAACAAGUACAUUGCAAAG
Messenger RNA from Stylophora pistillata, 3535 nucleotides. RefSeq lists its product as uncharacterized. NCBI's taxonomy places the organism in Eukaryota, Metazoa, Cnidaria, Anthozoa, Scleractinia, Pocilloporidae. The record is from RefSeq and is a predicted model, not a curated record.